AUGCAAAAUAAGGGUCUCAUUGUUGACAACGUUAUCAAGAGAGGUAAGGUGUUGCCUAAUGUGUGCUUAUUGUGUAAACUGGAUGCUGAAACAUGGCCGCACCUCUUUCUUCAUUGCCCUUUCACUUUUAGAAUUUGGUGCUGGUAUUUUGAUGAACUUGAUCUUGCCAUGGUGAUGCCCGCUGAAGCACUUGGGAUCAUCUCAAAUUUGUCGGCUCCCCUACCCAAGGCUUGCUUGAUCUUAUGGCAGAUGACGAGAGGCCUAAUACUCUGGGAAGUUUGGAAGGAAAGGAAUCGUAGGGUAUUCAAUGGUGUCAGCCUACCUUUUGCGAAUGUGUUUGACAAUAUUCUUCGUGGGUUGUGGCUCUUCUGCUCUGUGUCGAAGGAUCGGUCUGAUAUGUUGGAAGUUGAUUUCAAGAGGAACCUAUCAAUCCUCUUCCGUCUAGAUGUCUUCAAAAGUAGUUCGAAGGGUAGAUGGGUGCCCCCCUUGGAGGGAACUUUUAAACUUACUUUUGACAGAAGUUCUUUUGGAAAUCCUGAUCCGACUGACAUUGGAGGUGUUCUAAGAGAUUGGAAUGGUACGGUGGUGUUUUUUUAUGCAAGGCCCUUGGGGACAAAAAAGCCAACUAUGCGGAGAUGCAGAGCCUUCUUCAUGGCUUAA
Molecule: messenger RNA, 660 nt
Organism: Amborella trichopoda
Lineage: Eukaryota; Viridiplantae; Streptophyta; Magnoliopsida; Amborellales; Amborellaceae
Source: RefSeq, a predicted model, not a curated record